Gambusia affinis (western mosquitofish) is the source of this 2766-nucleotide messenger RNA. It is a transcript of the gene gjd2b, whose product is annotated as gap junction protein delta 2b. Gene Ontology annotation, biological process: cell communication. Gene Ontology annotation, cellular component: connexin complex. The record is from RefSeq and is a predicted model, not a curated record. Bases 380 to 1294 code for a protein of 304 amino acids. Lineage: Eukaryota; Metazoa; Chordata; Actinopteri; Cyprinodontiformes; Poeciliidae. The transcript has 2 exons.
CAGCGCGCAGCCAAUCAACCUGGUCUGAAGAUCGAAAAUAGGAGGGCUUACAGUAAUCAGCCCUCGGAGUCUCAUGACAAGGAACAGUGUGGCAGCGUUGUGGGAGCGCUCGGCACACACAGCAGGACGCUCACUGGCGCUGCACUCUCAGCUCAUAACCAACCAGAUAGCGUGAAGAGAGACAGAAGGGGGGGACGGGGACGGUAUAGGAGCAUCCAGUGACGGAUGCGUUUUUUAGCUGAUUUUGGACGCUCUGGAGUGUAAGAACACCGGAAGACAGAGAGAGGCCGUGCGGGGAAAUUAAGCCGGGUGCUUUUUUUUUUUUGGAGGGAUUUGACCAGAGUGCCCUUGUAUCGUCGUCUCCUCCGGAUGAUCAGAAAUGGGGGAAUGGACUAUACUAGAGAGGCUCCUGGAGGCUGCUGUCCAGCAGCACUCUACUAUGAUAGGAAGGAUCCUACUAACAGUGGUGGUCAUCUUCCGGAUUCUAAUCGUAGCGAUAGUUGGAGAGACUGUCUAUGAUGACGAGCAGACCAUGUUUGUUUGUAACACCUUACAGCCGGGCUGCAACCAGGCAUGCUACGACAAGGCAUUCCCCAUUUCACACAUUAGAUAUUGGGUUUUUCAGAUCAUCAUGGUGUGCACGCCUAGCCUCUGCUUUAUCACGUACUCUGUGCACCAGUCGGCCAAGCAGAAGGAGCGGCGGUACUCCACGAUCUACCUGACGCUGGAUAAGGAUCAAGAUUCUCUGAAGCGAGACGAAAGCAAAAAGAUAAAGAACACCAUUGUGAACGGAGUACUCCAGAACACUGAGAACUCCACCAAAGAAGCCGAGCCGGACUGCUUGGAGGUGAAGGAGAUCCCAAAUUCGGCCAUGAGGACUGCCAAGUCCAAAAUGAGGCGUCAGGAGGGCAUCUCCAGGUUUUACAUCAUCCAGGUGGUGUUCAGAAACGCGCUGGAGAUAGGCUUCCUGGUGGGCCAGUACUUCUUGUACGGGUUCAACGUCCCGUCCGUGUACGAAUGUGACCGCUACCCCUGCAUCAAAGACGUCGAGUGCUACGUGUCCAGACCCACGGAGAAGACCGUGUUUCUGGUCUUCAUGUUCGCGGUCAGCGGGUUCUGCGUGGUGCUGAAUCUGGCCGAACUCAAUCACCUGGGCUGGAGGAAAAUCAAGACGGCGGUGCGGGGCGUGCAAGCCCGGCGGAAGUCCAUUUAUGAGAUCAGAAACAAGGACCUGCCGAGGAUGAGCGUGCCCAACUUUGGCCGCACGCAGUCCAGUGACUCUGCAUACGUGUAAAAAAAAUAAAUAAAUAAAAUCAACCCAUGAUGGACAUGAAGGACAGCUCCGCACGCCUAAAACUUGUGUCAUGACUUUAAAGAGUGGGCAGAUUUAUUUAUUUACUUUAUUUAUUUUCUGUUUGAUUUGGUGAUAUUUUAAGGACUUCAAGACGAACGUGGAUCACACGUUGGUUUACUUUUACUUAUUUUAUUAAUGCACUGAUGCAACUUUUUAAGUAACGUUUCUACUUAAAACGUGGAGACCAUGUUGAAGUGUUCGCAGAUUUACUCUUUCUUGGGCUGAACUUGAAAAGAGCAAAUGCAAAAGAAGAAGAAGAAGAAGAAAAACUUGCACUAAAAGAGGUGAACACAUGAGAGCUUGAUCGUAUCCAAAUGUGCUGACAUUUUUUUCCACCCAUAUUUCUCUUAUAUGGCACCAUUAAACAGGGAAAAUAUAGCAUAUUCCUACCAGAUUUAUAUAUACCCAUUAUACAUACACACACACACACACACACCUACACCCCCCCAUACACACACCUUCACACCCACACACACACACACACACACACACACACACAUAUAUAUAUAUAUAUAUAUAUAUAUAUAUAUAUAUAUAUAUAUAUAUAUAUAUAUAUAUAUAUAGCUAAAAUACAUCAAUUUGGUCCACUCUUCUUGUUUGUUUUUGUUGCCUGUGUUGCACCACUGACCUUAACAUAUGUAACCAUUCCAUUGCUUUAUAGCUAUAACUUGCAAAGUAGUAUCUGGUGAAUUUGCUGCAAAACGCUAACGUCUGUGAAUUCCUUAAUUUAAGACACACCAAAGCGCCCACUGCUUUUAUUUGUGAGUGUUUAUUUUCUUGCUUUUCGUGUAAUCAAGUGCCAUACUUGUACAUAGACAUUAUAUAAAUUAUAAAUACAUGUAUACAUAUGGAUAUAUAUAUAUAUAGAAUAUAUAUGUAUAUAUAAAUAUAUAUAAAUAUAUAAAUAUCUGAUUAUAAUAGUAAUCAUGAAAGCUGAUUCCUUGCUUGGAUUAUGCUCAAUACUGGCCAAUUUACUUUUGUUUGCUCCAAAUGUAUUUCUUGUGGUUUGACUGAAGAAAUUAAGAUAUUCAGAUUUUUUUCCCCUGUCUUUUAUUUUUGGAAAUGUCUCGGAAAAGAAAUGAAGUGCUAGUUCUUUUUUUUUUUUUUUUUUUUAUAAUAAUAACAAUAAUAACAAGACUCCCUCCAAUCACAGCUGGUCAAAUCUGAAAAGAAAAGCACAAAGUUGAAUUUUUGUCAAUGAAUGGGCAAUUACAAUCUGCUCUGGUGCUACAGUUUUUCAUAGAAUGGUUUUAAAUGUAACCUUCUGAACCAGAAUGAAGAAGAAAAAAAACAAAACACUAACAUUUUUUUUUCUGUGGAAAAUAAAAAUGGGAUUCGUGUACACCAGAAACGUGUGCAGUGCGGUACUUUGUGUUCCCUGCUGUGGCUUCUUUUCAUCACAGAGGUAUCCG